Fibroporia radiculosa is the source of this 1758-nucleotide messenger RNA. RefSeq lists its product as uncharacterized. Gene Ontology annotation, molecular function: transmembrane transporter activity. The transcript has 15 exons. Bases 1 to 1758 code for a protein of 585 amino acids. Gene Ontology annotation, biological process: transmembrane transport. The record is from RefSeq and is a predicted model, not a curated record. Lineage: Eukaryota; Fungi; Basidiomycota; Agaricomycetes; Polyporales; Fibroporiaceae.
AUGCUCUUUGGCUCGCACGCCGGCCGCUCGAUCAAGGGCCACCGUGCCGUCAAGAACGCGUGGCGCACGGAGCCCAUGUUCUGCCACUCUCCUGAGACGUGGGUAGACCUCUGGGACGGUGUCGUCUUUCCCAAAGGCACGGUAAAGGUAGAAGCGCAUUUGAGAAAGUCUAAGCAGCACGAAGAGGAGACGCCUACAGGCGAGGACGGAGCGUGGUCUGGGGUGUUGGUUUGGCUCGAUCGCAUGUCGGACCAACAAGUUGACAUUGAAGGCCAAGGGAUGGCUUCGACGUCAGACGACAGGAGCCCAAAGGAGCAGCAACCCUUGCCUUGGGGAAUCCACUGGAGAUGCUCGUCCUGGUUCGUCACUUUUGUCAUCUGGCUGGGGAUCACGACGGACCUGGUGAUAUACUCCGUCAUCAUACCCAUCAUGCCGUUCCAGCUUGAACAUCUAGGCUAUUCUGACGUCUCGGGCCUUGUCGGAUGGCUCCUCUUCGCCUAUUCCGCCGGUAUCGUUGCAUUUACUCCUCCGAUUGCCGUGCUAUCCGAGCGGUUCAACAAUAGGCAGAUCCCCCUACUGUGCGGACAGCUAGGUAUCGUCGGAGCGCAAAUCCUCCUGAUGGAGGCGUCAAAGUACUGGCUGAUGAUCCUCGCACGCGUGUUCCAGGGCUUCAGCUCGUCCAUCAUAUGGGUAGCAGGCCUAGCACUGAUCUGCGACACGGCACCUGAGAGUUCGGUUGGGCGGCAACUGGGGAUUGCCAUGAGCGGCGCAUCUAUUGGAUCCAUCGUUGGGCCGCCUGUCUCCGGAGAGCUGUACUCUGCCUUUGGAUUCCGCAGCCCUUUCAUCUUCGGUAUCAUACUCACCAUGAUCGACCUGGUUGGUCGGCUGCUGAUUAUCGAACGCAAACACGCACUACGGUGGGGGAUUGAUCCGGCCGCGCCGUCCGUCAGCCCCGAGGCGGUCGUAGAAGCGGUCGCAGAUGCUGCUCCACCGUCAUCUUCCAAAGAGGAAACACCUGAUACAGAGAAAGGAGGUCUUGAACAUGCCGUUACCCCCGUCUCAGAAAGCCCAGCUGUACCCCAUCGGAUAUCCCUCAUAGCAAUGCUAGGGAAGCUCCUCAGAUCCUCCAGAGCGUGGGCAGCAUGCAUCGGAACGUUGAUUUACGGGGUCAUCAUCAGUAGCCAGGAGCCUUCCUUACCGCUAUACUUGCAGGCUGUCUGGAACUUCAACGCUUCAAAAGUGGGCCUCGUGUAUAUCGCAGCGGUCAUACCCACUGUUUUCUCGAGCAUGCUCGCAGGCUGGUUGGUAGACAAGAAGGGGCCGGGCAUUGUCGGAGCCAUCUCCCUCUCCUUUGCCAUUCCCUGGUUUGUCCUUCUCUCCAUACAUAAAUCGCUCGCGUUCUUCAUUGUCGUUCUCGCGCUGGCAUACUUCGGUGUCACAGGAAUGGUGCCCGUAGUCAGCACAGAGCUUGCGAGUGUUUCAAGACGACUGGACGGAGUCGGCCUUGCGCAUGUCUACGGGGCGUUCAAUCUGGCUUACGGGCUAGGCUCAGCCGUGGGCCCUAUCAUUGGCGGUCAAAUGUACGACCGCUUGACCAACGGCUGGACGGCCAUUUGUCUCCUUGCUGUGGGACUAUGUGGAGUUGCGUUACUCUGCGUUGUCUGCCUCGCCGGAGACGUGCCGCUCGUCACAUCGCUGCGACGGACGUUCGUUAGAGGAGCAUUUAGAUGCUGGAGACCAUCCGCAGAUUCGCAUUAG